AUGGACGACUUGAAAUUCGCUUACGAGGAAAUUCUUGUUAAAAAAACAAAAAAGGAUACACAAAAACCUGAGGAACAUUUCAAACCGGGUUCAUUAUGGAUCACAAGAGCCAUUAAUACAGGAGGAAUAAUCGGUGGAAGUGAGAGUAACAUAAAACAAUUGAAAGCUUUGAAAAAAAAAAAUAAACAAUUUAAAACUGCACUUUCAUUGACAAAAUCUAAAACUAUGGGACAUAGGAAAAAUCUGAGUGCUGCAUGCAUCAUAUUUUUUGCUUGGAUCGUCUUCUUUGUUGAAUUUUUGCUAAGAAGUGAAUUUUUUUCAUUGUCUUUUUCAAGAAAAUUAUUGACAACAGUUAAAAAUCACAUUAGGCAAAAUUAA
This is a messenger RNA of Pediculus humanus corporis (human body louse), 378 nucleotides long. RefSeq lists its product as uncharacterized. The record is from RefSeq and is a predicted model, not a curated record. Lineage: Eukaryota; Metazoa; Arthropoda; Insecta; Psocodea; Pediculidae. The transcript has 4 exons. The coding region runs from base 1 to 378 and encodes 125 amino acids.